CGUCAGCCCCCGCAUCAGCGUGGACUGGGGCGAGCGCGGGGGUGGGGGCGGGGGCGGGGGCGGGCAGAGGCUUAAAUAGGCGGCUCUGGAGCCCAGACCCAGCGCGGACUGAGAAGGCGGUGGCUGCGGCAGGGUCGAGUGUCCGAGCCGGCGUCUGCGAGUGGAUUGUAUCCGAGCCCGGGACCUAGUUUUGACCGUGUCCGUGUGCGAGUGGACGGCGUCAGACGCGAUGACUCUGAAUGGCGGCGGCAGCGGAGCGGGCGGGAGCCGCGGCGGGGGCCGGGAGCGCGAGCGCCGUCGGGGCAGCACCCCCUGGGGCCCCGCGCCCCCGCUGCACCGCCGAAGCAUGCCGGUGGAUGAGCGCGACCUGCAGGCGGCGCUGGCUCCCGGAGCUCGGGCAGCGGCUACAGCUGGGCCCGGACCCCAGGGUCCGAGGCUGGACUGGCCCGAGGGCUCUUCCGACUCGCUCAGCUCCGGGGGCAGCGACUCAGACGAGAGCGUUUACAAGGUGCUGCUGCUGGGGGCGCCUGGCGUGGGCAAGAGUGCUCUGGCGCGUAUCUUCGGUGGUGUAGAGGAUGGGCCUGAAGCAGAGGCUGCAGGGCACACGUAUGAUCGCUCCAUCGUGGUGGACGGAGAAGAGGCAUCGCUCAUGGUCUAUGACAUUUGGGAGCAGGAUGGUGGCCGCUGGCUACCAGGCCACUGCAUGGCUAUGGGAGAUGCAUACGUCAUCGUGUACUCAGUGACAGACAAAGCAAGCUUCGAGAAGGCCUCAGAACUGCGGGUCCAGCUGCGGCGGGCACGGCAGACAGACGACGUGCCCAUCAUCCUAGUGGGCAACAAGAGCGACCUGGUGCGCUCUCGUGAGGUCUCUUUGGAUGAGGGCCGGGCCUGUGCCGUAGUCUUUGACUGCAAGUUUAUUGAGACGUCGGCUGCGCUGCACCACAACGUCCAAGCGCUGUUUGAGGGUGUCGUGCGCCAGAUACGCCUGCGUCGGGACAGCAAAGAGGCCAAUGCGCGUCGGCAAGCUGGGCGGCGAGAGAGCCUUGGCAAGAAGGCAAAGCGCUUCCUGGGCCGCAUCGUAGCCCGCAACAGCCGCAAGAUGGCCUUUCGCGCCAAGUCCAAGUCCUGCCAUGACCUCUCGGUGCUCUAGGCCCCACGGG
Messenger RNA from Equus caballus (horse), 1160 nucleotides. RefSeq names its product RRAD, Ras related glycolysis inhibitor and calcium channel regulator (gene RRAD). NCBI's taxonomy places the organism in Eukaryota, Metazoa, Chordata, Mammalia, Perissodactyla, Equidae. The record is from RefSeq and is a predicted model, not a curated record. Gene Ontology annotation, biological process: negative regulation of high voltage-gated calcium channel activity. Gene Ontology annotation, molecular function: GTP binding; calcium channel regulator activity; GTPase activity. Gene Ontology annotation, cellular component: plasma membrane.